GAAGCGCGCGGCUCUGCAGCUGCAGCCCGAGCGGGGGCCGCGCCAUGGCGGGAGGGGCGGCCUCGCUGCGCGCCCUGCUCCGCGCCGCCAACGCGCUCCUGAGGCAGCGCCAGUACCGAGCCGCGCUCGCUGUCAUCAAAGGCUUCCGCAAUGGGGCCGUCUAUGGAGCAAAAAUCCGUGCCCCGCAUGCCUUGGUGAUGACUUUCCUGUUCAAGAGUGGAAGCUUAAAAGAAAAAUUGAAAUCGAUUGCUCAGGCUACGUACACUCAUUCCCGGAACCUGGCAUUUUUUGUGUUCACCUACAAGGGGCUGAUGGCAUUGCAGGCCCAACUACAGGGGAAAAAAAUUCCGUUUCAUUCUUUCCUUGCAGCCUGCAUUGGAGGCUGGCUAGUGUUCGGUGAGAACAAUCCCAUCAACAGCCAGAUCAUUAUGUACCUGCUGUCCCGUAUCCUGUUUGGCUUGUCUCGGCUGGCGGUGGAAAAGGGUUACGUCCCACAACCAAAACAGGAUCCCUUUCCACUUGUUGCUGCCCUGAUAUGGGGGACAGUUCUCUGGCUCUUUGAAUACCACCGGGAAACUCUGCAGCCUUCUCUGCAGUCCUCCAUGACCUACCUGUACGAUGACAGUAACGUAUGGCAUGAUGUUUCCGACUUUCUCAUUUACAACAAGAGGACAGACAACAAGUAGGUGGUUCAUUGUAAAACACCUUUGAAUGGGAUGGUACCUUCCAGCAGCUGAGGGAAAAGGUUCUUCUGUGGCUCCUGACUGGUGAUUUUUAAAGUAACAUCUAGCGAGCACAGUUACUUCUUGUGUCCUCGCCAAAGUGUUCUGAUAAGUCUUCUCUUGGCUCUGUAUAGAGCAAGCAAAUACCCCACAGAAACUUCUUGCAGUCCUCGGUGAGAGGAUUCCUUGGGAAUGAGUUAAAAUAAGUCUUUUUUUAAGAGAGGCCUUAUUUUCCUUGCAAGUGUGUGGUUUUAUUUAUUAAAGGAAUUAAAUAUACUUACAAAAUGACAGCCUGACAGUAGGUGGGGAGCAUGUCUGAUCAUGUAAAAGUAUUGUAAGGGUUGUCUGAAUGCUCAUAAAGCAGAAGGGUUUUUCUGUGCUACUGUGUUCAUUGUGGUGUGAUGGGAGUGGGGACCUGCUGAGGUCUGAACGCAGGAGUGCAAUGCCUUUAUUCCUGUGGAUGACUGGAAACCUCAUUUAAACUAUUGCAAGGACAGUUGUGUGCUCCAUAAGAGAGUUUCUCUGCAGUUUCCCCUCAGGGAAACAAUGAAAUGCUUGAGAACAAGACUGGUAAGACUGAUGAAAGCCUGGUAAAUUGGGCUUGGAAGGAUUAUUUUUGCGUGGUUUCUUUGAUGCACUUGCGCUGAAUCUGUCCCUCUGCAGAGUGUGCUAAUUAAUACCCUGUAAUCAUUUUAAACUUGUUUGUAAACUUCUUAAAAGCUGCUUGAAGUAUAUACCAAAAACAGUUACGCAACUCGGACUCCUGUGGAAACAGGCUGAGGCACAUCACACGCCCUCGGAUAUCACGCUAGGUGCUUUAUACGUAGAAGCAAACAACACUUUUAGCGAGCACUUAUGUUUUGGUGGAAGAUAAGCACAUGGUUUUUUCUUAGCUCCAGAAUCCGCCCUCCGCAGCAGUGGCAUGUGUUUGCUGUAAUCAAACUUGAAGGUAUGUGUAGUUUUUGCUGAGCCAUGUUGAGACCACGAGUGAAUGUAUGAGUGAAUCUUCCUCUUAAAAACACACUGCUGAGCCCCAGGAACAGCGCAGCAUUCACUGGGCUUUAACAGGAGAUAGACUGGAGAGUUGAGAAAGAACAAAACCGGCUUUAAAAUAGAUAAAAUCAAACUGUUAAUAGUACAAAGCACUUAUACUGCUGUCUAACACUACACCAUUCAAUUAAUGAUGUAUAUUAAAAUAAUUCCUGAAAUACA
Molecule: messenger RNA, 1934 nt
Organism: Cuculus canorus (common cuckoo)
Lineage: Eukaryota; Metazoa; Chordata; Aves; Cuculiformes; Cuculidae
Gene: PXMP4
Product: peroxisomal membrane protein 4
Exons: 4
Coding region: 45-686 (213 amino acids)
Cellular component (GO): peroxisomal membrane
Source: RefSeq, a predicted model, not a curated record